AUGAACGAGUCUGCACCAGCUCCCUCGGGGUCAUCACCACCCGGCGCGGGUGUGGGCAAGGCUCUGCACCUGCCGCAGACGAACAAGCAGCUGCAAGGAUGGCAGCACUCGUUGGCCGGAUCCCUUGGCGGUAUGGCCGGUGCGAUCGUGACCUCGCCCUUUGAUGUCGUCAAGACCCGCCUCCAGUCCGACAUGUUCAGGGGUCCGCAACCAGGAUCCUCCAUCCAAGGUGCUGCGAGUGGUGCGGCCAGCGUCAUGCGUCACGAGGCGACUGUGACGGCCAAGGAAACGGCAAUGAAGCGCGGGUUUGCUUGGCAGUUUGUUGACACCCUCUACCUCAUCCGGCGGAUACAGGUCGAGGAAGGAUGGCGCGCUCUCUACAAGGGCCUGGGACCAAGCUUGGGAGGCAUCAUUCCCGCCCGCGCGAUCAAUUUCUACUUCUACCCCACCUCCAAGGCGUUCCUCGCCAAGCACUUCCCGAACGCGCCCACAGAAAAAGAAGGGCAGACGGCCGAGGACUCGCCGCUGAUCCACCUUGGCGCGGCGGUGGUUGCUGGAGUCAUGACUUCGACUGGAACGAACCCCAUCUGGGUGGUCAAGACACGGUUGCAGCUGUCGGCGAAGAAGCGCGAAGUGACGGGCGGCAGGCAUGUCUCGCCAUCCGCGUGGGCCGAGACAAAAAACAUUUUGCGCACCGACGGCGUCCGCGGCUUCUACCGCGGCCUGUCCGCCAGCUACCUCGGCGUCUCGGAGGGCGUGAUCCAGUGGGUGCUGUAUGAGCGGUUGAAGCGCAUCGGGCGGUCGAAGAGCGUCUCGCUCGACGACGAGAAGACUGGCAUCCUGUCCUACGUGGGCAGCAUCGUUGGCGCGUCUGGCGGUGCCAAGGCCGUCGCCUCGCUUAUCACCUACCCCCACGAGGUUAUCCGCACGCGUCUCCGUCAGCCCCACGACGGCAAGCCCAAGUACACUGGCUUGCUGCAGACACUCAAGCUCAUCGUCAAGGAGGAGGGCGCGGCCAGCUUGUACGGCGGUCUUACCGCUCACAUGUUCCGGGUUGUGCCCAACGCCGCGUGUAUGUUCCUCAUCUACGAACUGGUCGCGGCCAAGCUUGGAUCAUAA
Messenger RNA from Cutaneotrichosporon cavernicola, 1119 nucleotides. RefSeq lists its product as uncharacterized. NCBI's taxonomy places the organism in Eukaryota, Fungi, Basidiomycota, Tremellomycetes, Trichosporonales, Trichosporonaceae. The transcript is spliced from 5 exons. Gene Ontology annotation, molecular function: pyrimidine nucleotide transmembrane transporter activity. The record is from RefSeq and is a predicted model, not a curated record. The coding region runs from base 1 to 1119 and encodes 372 amino acids. Gene Ontology annotation, cellular component: mitochondrion. Gene Ontology annotation, biological process: pyrimidine nucleotide import into mitochondrion.